GUUAAACGAUGUUAAGCACCUUCCCGCUAUUCCUUCUUUGCUUGUCACUCGUUAACAUCAAAGGAGUCCUCGGCCAGGAAUUGAUAUCCUGGCUCCCUCUCGUCCAUCGAAGCACCAACACUUCUGCUGUCAACAUCUCGUACAUUCCCGAUGCCUGCACGUCUAAUUGCGAGAUCCUUAUAUCCAUCGUUGCCUGCGGAAGCAGCAUGAGCUCCUGCCUAUGCUCGACCAACUACAACGCGAGCGUAUCUAAUUGUCUUACCUGCUUCAAGAGUUCGGCUUCAGGCUCUGAGGAGGAUGCGAUGCUCGAAGAGUUGGAUGAGUUGUAUGCCGAAUGCGAAGCCGCUUCCUCGACCGAUGCAGCGACAACGGGCGGAAUUAAAGAAAGUGCUGCUCUAGCGGGGAUGAUGAUAGCUACUUCGUGGAUACUGACGUUUUUGCUCUAAUUCUUCACCAGACAUGGUCUUUGGUGUUCGCUCGUUCUUACAUUCAUUUGAUAUUUA
Molecule: messenger RNA, 503 nt
Organism: Guyanagaster necrorhizus
Lineage: Eukaryota; Fungi; Basidiomycota; Agaricomycetes; Agaricales; Physalacriaceae
Exons: 4
Coding region: 9-446 (145 amino acids)
Source: RefSeq, a predicted model, not a curated record